Messenger RNA from Ipomoea nil (Japanese morning glory), 1278 nucleotides. Its product is annotated as deacetoxyvindoline 4-hydroxylase-like. The record is from RefSeq and is a predicted model, not a curated record. The transcript is spliced from 3 exons. NCBI's taxonomy places the organism in Eukaryota, Viridiplantae, Streptophyta, Magnoliopsida, Solanales, Convolvulaceae. The coding region runs from base 121 to 1245 and encodes 374 amino acids.
AAAAGAAAAAAGGCAUAGCAAUUACUUCUAUAUAUAGAAUGAAGCAUCUUCUUCUUUGAUUAUAUUGUUUAAGUUGAUCUGAGUUCCCUUUCUCUUUGCUCUUGGCUACAGCUAGCGAUAAUGGUGAUGACAAGUGAAGCUAAAGAAAUUCCUGCAACUUUUGACAGAAAAAGUGAAUUGGAGGCGUUUGAUGAAGCGAAGGCGGGAGUGAAGGGGCUUGUGGAUUCUGGGAUUACAAAAAUCCCACCAAUAUUCAUUCAUCAUCAUCUUCAAGAUCAGAUGGAUGGGAAAUCAUCAACUCCAUGUAUGAUUCCAAGCAUAAGCUUAGAGGGGAUGGAGGAACACAGUUUUCGUCGAGACGAAAUCAUCAAGGAAAUCAAAGAAGCCUGUGAAACCUGGGGAUUUUUUCAGGCAAUCAAUCAUGGAAUUCCCACAGGACUUAUUGAUGAGAUGAUUGAUGGGGUGUGCAGAUUUCAUGAGCAAGAUACAGAGGUCAAGAAACAGUUUUACUCACGAGAUAUGACCAAACCGUUUGUAUACAACACGAAUUUUGACUUUUACACUGCACCAUCUACAAACUGGAGAGACACUAUGUACUGUACUAUGGCUCCUGAUCCUCCAAAACCUGAAGAAUUGCCACAAGUUUGCAGGGAUGUUUUGAUGGAAUACUCAAAGUAUGUAAGGAGACUGGGGCUAAGUCUACUAGAGUUAAUGUCUGAAGCAUUGGGGCUCCCCAAAAACCACCUACAAAAAAUGGGUUGUGGAGAGGGGCUUUUCCUAGUUGGCCAUUACUAUCCUGCUUGCCCUCAACCUCAACUCACAUUUGCAACUAGCAGCCAUUCUGACAGUGGCUUCAUUACUCUACUGAUUCAGGACCAAAUCGGUGGUCUUCAAGUCCUCCAUGAAAACCAGUGGGUUGAUAUCCCUCCACUACCCGGCGCUGUGGUGGUGAACAUUGGUGAUUUGCUACAGCUAAUCACAAAUGACAAGUUCAAAAGUUCCCAGCACAGAGUGCUGGCACAGAAGAUAGGACCCAGGACUUCAUUGGCAAGUAUUUUUAGGACACAUUUUGGAGAAGCAAAUGCAUCAAAAGUAUAUGGUCCAUUGAAAGAGUUAUUGUCAGAUAAGAAUCCAGCAAUCUAUAAAGAGGUCACUGUGAAGGAGUAUGUUACACAUUACUACAAGAAAGGGUUGGAUGGUACCUCAGGUUUGUUACAUUUUAAGCUGGAUGGUCAAAAUGUUUAAUCAUUAACGCUGGACUAUAGCGUUGGAUUUUAU